Molecule: messenger RNA, 811 nt
Organism: Pomacea canaliculata
Lineage: Eukaryota; Metazoa; Mollusca; Gastropoda; Architaenioglossa; Ampullariidae
Exons: 3
Coding region: 92-481 (129 amino acids)
Source: RefSeq, a predicted model, not a curated record
AAUGGCCGACUUCUGUUAUCUCGUUUUUCGGUCAUCUAUUGUAAGCACCAGUCUUCCUCCUACCUCGCCCUCCUGACGGCAGCGGUCCGCCAUGACACGUCCAGACAACACAAACAAAGUGGUUCUGGCUUUUGUGGUCACCUUCGCCACAGCCAUCUUGCUGUGUGAUGCACAAGAAGAAGAACCUUUCUCGUUCCUGCUACAAAGCUGUCUGUACCUCGCACACUACGUGAGAGACAACUACGUCGUACUGGAGCCCUACGACGACACGUCGCCGCCAUCGCCAGGUGACGUCAAUUGGGCCACGUGGACCAAACAUGGCGGCCGAGGCCCGCUACCUGCCGCCGCAGCUGACACAAGGACUCAUCGCCUGCGGCAAGCAGUACGCCUUCUACGCACUGCGAGCUCCGGCUUGGCUGGUGAACCACUACAACCUGACGGCCUCCGACAUCAUCGGCUGACCACCUGUCGACACAACUGAUUGCUUCUAAAACUUUUCAGUCGUCAGGUCUUGUGAGAUAUUCAAAGCAAGCAGUCAACCAAAAAAUAAAUAAAUAACAAAUAAAAUCACAAAAUAAACAAAAAAAGUCAACAAACAAAAACAACUGAUAAAAGUUAAGUAUGCAAGCAAAAGAACACGCGUUGUCAUUCGUUGUUUGAAUUUUAUGGCAGGAAGAGCCGCAAAGUUGUAAGAAGUAGACUUUCAUUGUCUUCUAAAAAAAAAAAAAAAACAUUGUCAAGAGAUGUGGCACGGUGCUCUCCUCUUGUAUCGAUCUUCUGAUUUCCCAAUAAAAAUAUUCUUUAUGCCAGG